Molecule: messenger RNA, 1435 nt
Organism: Phaedon cochleariae (mustard beetle)
Lineage: Eukaryota; Metazoa; Arthropoda; Insecta; Coleoptera; Chrysomelidae
Source: the annotation of a GenBank genome assembly
AGAAACAUAACCUCUAAUUUCGGAUUCUGUAGUGUUAGUGUAGAUAUUUUGGUGAUUUUGAAUUUGCCAUUUGAUACAGUACACACUAGCGUAUUUUGAAGUUUUGAACAUUGAAAUUAUAUUCAAAUAAAUGUUGUAAUGAUGACAACUAACAGGUACGUUUUAUUUGUUAUAAGCUUAAUCAGUAGUUUUGUCAUAGCUAUAGAAGCAGAGGCCCAUAAUAAAUAUACCAAAGACGCGAAUUUACCCACCCAAACUGAAGGGGACAAUCAUGUAGAUUUACGACCCGUAUCAUUGAAACAUCUUGAUAGACCCUUCAGAAUGUCUAAACUAAAUUUACUCUGGUCAAAGGCAGUAUUAAGACUUUCAGAAACCAAACUGAAAUCACUAUUUGGAGAACUGAAAUUGCAUGACAAAGAAGAAAUAACUUGGAAGCAUCUACGUGCUGAAGGCAAAGAUAAAGAUGGCUUGAAAGAAGCAGAGUUGCGCAAGAAAAUGCUAACCAUUAUGAGCAACUUCAAUCUUCUUGAUCAGGCAGAUGAUAUUUCUGAUCCGGAAAAAACGAGACCCUUCAAACCACUCAAUGAAGCUAGUGAUAAACAUAUCAAUAAAAGUUUGUUCAAGGAUAAGAAGCUGAACAAACUGUGGGAAAAGGCAGAAAGAGCUGGGUUCACUCAGGAAGAGUUGUUGGCUCUCAGUGAAGAGUUUGGACAUCAUCAAGAUAAAAUUGAUCAGUAUUAUUCAUUAUUGCAUGAUGUAAAAGGGAAUCCAGAGGAAAAUGCUGAAAAUUCUAUAGACGAUUCUCUCGAUAAAUACAACAAAAUAGAAUUCAUUGAAGAGCAAGAACCAAACAAAGACUACCUAGACAAAGCCAAUUUAAUACGUGAAAAAUACAAGGACAUUAAAGACGGUUUUGAUCACUUACACCUUCUUGCUGCCAAAGGUCCUGCCAGUAGAGAAUUCGUGGAACCAAAAGUACAGGGUUUAUGGAGAAUAGCGAUUGAAAGCAAUUUCACUCCAAGUGAAUUGCAUUCGUUGAAAACAGAGUUGCUGCACUACGAAAAUCGGUUGCUGAAGUUACGUCACUUGCAAGUUGAGCAUGCUUUGCACGAAGAAAAGUACAAGGACAAGCCGAAAAUGACCAUAGCUGGUGGUAAAACGAAUGCUGCUUCCCUUAUGGAAGAUAGCAUUAAGAAGCAUGCCAGGAAAGUUGAAAAGCUUCAUCUGGAUAUUGAGACUAGGAUUAUGCAAAAGCAUAUAGAGCUUUAAUGAUUUGAAGCAGCUAUAAAUAAGGAUUAUUCUCUCAAAGCCAAAUUCUCAAUAUUGUAGAUUGUUUUAAUGAGUUGUGCAUGUCAUUUGAAGUUUAUGUAUGUUGUGGAAUUAAUUUUAUAGUUUUGUAUUUACUAAUUUAAAAAAUAUAUAUUAUUGACGAUGU